AACCCAUCCCUCCAUCCUUGGCGCUAGGAUACGCUCGAUAACGAUAAGGCAUUUCUCCAGACUCCAGCUUCUUCUUUGUUGCUUGACCGCGACUCGCCUCUUCUCAGGCUCCUCUCUCCGCGCAUUACAGUUCGCAUAAGAUAUCUCAAGCCUCUCGGUCGCGGGCUUCUUUGUUUGUUUCUGUAUUUUUCCAUAUUCCCUUGUUCGCCCGCCAUCAUGUCUGAGCCCACUCCCAGCGUGGGUGCUCCAGACCACCCGACCAACAGCGCGCCAGCGUCGGCAUCAAGUUCAAAGCAGCCGUCGAGAGAGACUACGCCAGUGCCUGCUGGCGGCGAGAAACCGCCAGAUGAACAGGGAAAGCUCAGGCUUCUGUUGGGAAUCUUGAGGAAGUUCUUGGGCGUUGCCGACAUCUCAGCAGUGCGCUUUUCGCUCCCCGCUCAACUCAUGGAGCCUAUUCCUAAUCUAGAAUAUUGGAACUACAUGGACCGACCGGAGGCUUUUGCAAGCAUUGGCGAUUCGGAAGAUCCGCUAGGGAGAAUGCUGGGAUGUCUGCGGUUCUGGUUCACAAAAGACUUGAAAUACGUCAAGGGGAAGCCGUGUAAGCCGUACAACUCUACACUUGGAGAAUUCUUCAGGUGCAAUUGGGAGGUCGAGGACAAUCUUCCAGCUCUAAAGUACAAAGACGAAGCGCCAUCUGGAGGCCCCAGUGGCAAGACCGUAAAGGUUUCCUUUCUGACCGAACAAACAUCGCACCAUCCUCCCGUUUCCGCUUGGUGGGUUGAUUGUGAAGAGAAAGGCAUUAUUGCUAGGGGCUAUGACCAAUUAAGCGCCAAGUUUACUGGAACCAGCAUAAAGGUCAUACCAGGAAAUCACAAUGAGGGAAUUUUCAUCAAUCUUACGAAGCGGGACAAUGAGCAAUACAAACUCACACAUCCAGCUGCUUUCCUUGGUGGACUCAUUCGAGGAUCACUCAGCAUAUCAGUCGCUGAUACGUGUACCAUUACGUGCGCCAAAACCAAAAUAAAAACCAUAUUGACAUAUCUGGAAGAGGGGUGGCUGGGAAAGGCCCAAAAUAAAGUUGAGGGUGUGGUUUUCAAAUACGAUCCUGAGAACGACAACUGCACCAAAGUAAAGGACGUGCCCGAUAAAGACGUCCUUGCACGGAUAGAAGGCUGCUGGCAAGACAAGGUUUACUACUCCUUGGGGAGCCAGCCCUUCGCCAAAUCAAAGGAGAAGAUUCUUCUACUCGACGUAAACCCUCUUUUCCCCGCUCCGAAACUCCUCCCUCCCCAAGAAAAACAGCUCACCAAUGAAUCACGUCGCUUCUGGCAAGCGGUCACCGAUGCCAUUGUCUCAAAGCAAUUCUCCCAAGCCACAACGCUAAAGGUCGAAAUCGAGGAAAAGCAACGGGAGAAAGCGGCAGAGCGCAAGACUGCAAAUAUCGAGUGGACACCGAGAUUUUUUACAGGGGCUGUUACACCUGCCGGGAAGCCAGAGCUCACACCGGAGGGCGAGAAAGUCAUGAAGGGAUUACAUGAAGGCACAUACGAUUUGGAAGAAAGCACGAUGUUGGGCGCAUAAGUUUGGGGGACGAAUGCAUGCUAGACCAGCCGCCCUUUUCUUUUUGAAUAUAGACGCACUCGGGGGUUUGUCGAAACGACUACCCUCGGCAUAUUUUUUUGGCCGUGGAAAUUGUGCGACGUGUAGCUGGCGUUGAGGUCUUGUAUAUGGGUUCUGCAUGACUGAUUUAUAUAGGCUUCCGUAUUGGUAGAACAACUCCCGAACAGGCAUUCCUUGAUUGCCUGCAAGACGAUGACACAUUUGACCUCAAGAUUCUGGAAGAAUAGUGAAUCAGAACUCAGUGUCUU
Messenger RNA from Pseudovirgaria hyperparasitica, 1868 nucleotides. RefSeq lists its product as uncharacterized. The record is from RefSeq and is a predicted model, not a curated record. Gene Ontology annotation, cellular component: intracellular membrane-bounded organelle; cytosol; membrane. Gene Ontology annotation, biological process: maintenance of cell polarity; endocytosis; piecemeal microautophagy of the nucleus. Gene Ontology annotation, molecular function: sterol binding. Lineage: Eukaryota; Fungi; Ascomycota; Dothideomycetes; Acrospermales; Acrospermaceae. The transcript is spliced from 8 exons. The coding region runs from base 217 to 1581 and encodes 454 amino acids.